Trichomonas vaginalis G3 is the source of this 1161-nucleotide messenger RNA. Its product is annotated as histidine acid phosphatase. Gene Ontology annotation, molecular function: phosphatase activity. Gene Ontology annotation, biological process: dephosphorylation. The transcript has a single exon. Lineage: Eukaryota; Parabasalia; Trichomonadida; Trichomonadidae. Bases 1 to 1161 code for a protein of 386 amino acids. The record is from RefSeq and is a predicted model, not a curated record.
AUGAUUUUCUUCUUGACAGGUGCAACAGCAUUUGAUUAUUCAUACUGUGCACCAAAUUAUCCUUCAUACAAGCCAAAUCAAGAAGCAGAUCUAAUACAAGUGCAGCUCUUAACCAGACAUGGAGCAAGAACACCACUUCACUUAUCUAAAAACUAUUCAAAUCACUGGAAAUGCAUGUAUGAUGACAUGAGAUCAGCAGGAAAUGAUUUUUUACAGCCAUAUCAUGUACACGUUUCUUAUGGAAGUUCAAUUUUCGUUGGAAAUUGCGUUUACGGACAAUUAAUACAUACAGGAAAAGCAGGAUUAGCGAAAUUAGGCAAAUACUUAAAGAAAAUUUAUAUUGAUCAGUUGAAAUUUAUUCCGCCAAAUUUAGAUCAAGAAACAGUAAAAUUCCGAACAACACAAGCUCACCGAACAAUAAAUUCACAGAUAUCGCUUAUAUCAGGCAUGUAUCCUCAUGCAAGUAACGUAGAAAUGUAUAUUGCAGAUAAAAAUUACGAUCCAUGGCGAAGAACAAGCCUACUUUGUCCGAAAUUCGCAAAAUUACAGAAAACUAUACCAGAAGACAAUCAUAUUACUAAUCAAACCCUUCAAGAUAAAAUUAGUAAUAUUUUGGGUGUCGGAUGGAGCUCUACAAACGAUGUGAUGACAUCUGCACUAUGUAAUAACUACAAACUUCCUCCAAAUAUUACUAUGAAAGACGUAGAUGAUGCGAUAGAGCUUAAAACAAAACAGAUGCAAUUUUUUUAUUCCCAUUCUGAUGUUUUUCCUUUGUUUUUCUCGUUUUGUGCAAGCGAAAUGGUCAAUGAGAUGUUGAAAAGGAUGAAUGGAGAUUCAAAUACGAAGUUCAUCCACUGGUCAGCACAUGAUGGAAACAUUUUAGGAUACUUAGGAUUGCUUGGAUACACUGACAACAAAUGGCCGCCUUACGGAUCGUAUAUAUUGACAGAGCUGCUUAGAUUUAGAAGCAAUGGAACAUAUAUUGUUCAGUUUAGAUAUAAUGGAAAACUUCUGAAAAUUCCGAGGUUCAAAAAUGAAACUUUUGUUUAUUUUAAUGAUUUUUUGAAAUUUUUGACAUCAAGUAUGCCAAAAUUCCUUAAUGAAUGUGACUUCAAUACAACACAGUUCAAGAUGAGUGAUACAUUUUAUGUAUCAGCUUAA